Molecule: messenger RNA, 802 nt
Organism: Populus trichocarpa (black cottonwood)
Lineage: Eukaryota; Viridiplantae; Streptophyta; Magnoliopsida; Malpighiales; Salicaceae
Product: 40S ribosomal protein S15a-5
Exons: 2
Coding region: 196-585 (129 amino acids)
Biological process (GO): translation
Cellular component (GO): ribosome; cytosolic small ribosomal subunit
Molecular function (GO): structural constituent of ribosome
Source: RefSeq, a predicted model, not a curated record
AAAAGAAGUCAGUUUCUCUUCUUAUCUCAAUAAUCACUCAUCCUGCAAAUAUUUAGUAAAUUUAUCUCAAUAAACAUUUAUCUCAUUUUUAUCUCUCUACGCCCCUCCGAUCUGUAUCUCCAAUAACCGUUAGAGAGAGAGCCUCUUCAGUUCCUUUGCAUUUGGUUUUCCAGCUUGCUGUGAAGAGAGAGAAAGAUGGGGAGGAGGAUAUUGAACGAUGCCUUGAGGGCAAUAGUGAACGCAGAGAGGAGAAGUAAAUCUACUGUGGAGUUACAGCCCAUUUCUACUGUCACGUCUUCUUUUCUUAAGAUCAUGAAAGACAGGGGAUAUAUAAAAAACUUUCAUGUUUAUGAUCCACACAGAGUGGGAAGGAUAACUGUUGAAUUACAAGGCAGGGUUACUGAUUGUCGAGCUCUCACUUACAGGCAAGACAUUAAGGCAAAGGAUAUAGAAGCUUACAGAUUGCGGAACCUUCCUACACGGCAGUGGGGUUAUGUUGUGGUCACAACUCCGGAUGGUAUAUUGGAUCAUGAAGAGGCUAUCAGUCGGAAUGUGGGAGGUCAGGUUCUUGGUUAUUUUCAUUAGAUGUGUCUUCUGUGUCAUCUUUUCAGAUUGUGAGAACUUGGAAGCUCAAAAGGACCAUGAUGGUUCUUGUUUUCUUUUCCUUUUUUGAAGGGUAAAUUAACUUUCAAUUGAAGCCCGCAUCUCCUCUCUCUUUUAAGUGAAAUGAGUUUACUUUAGCUGUAUCAAAAGUAACAGUCAAUGGCUCCUUUAUCAUGUAGUCAAGUUCAGACUUUGCGAA